Messenger RNA from Salvia splendens (bonfire salvia), 4131 nucleotides. RefSeq lists its product as uncharacterized. NCBI's taxonomy places the organism in Eukaryota, Viridiplantae, Streptophyta, Magnoliopsida, Lamiales, Lamiaceae. The coding region runs from base 2270 to 3358 and encodes 362 amino acids. The record is from RefSeq and is a predicted model, not a curated record. The transcript has 12 exons.
UCCCUACUCGCGGUACAGGCACCGACUCGAGGUCAGUCUCAGGUUGAAUUUCACCUGCAACUCGGCCCCGAUGUAGUGUGCCACCACCGCCGCUGCUACACUACCGUCGUUCAAUCACUUCAUCUUAUAAUCAUUGUACUUCAUCUUAUAAUGAAAUAACUUCACAAGAGAAAUGAAAACAUUUUGGUUAAAAUGAGCCAAAAUUUGAACAGUCCAAAAUAAAUAACUUCAUCUUAUGAUAUAAUUUCUCCAUCUUAUAAUUACAUUACUUCAUCUUAUAAUCAAAUAACUUCACCCGAGAAAUGAAAAUAACUUAUAAUAAUGCAUUAUGAAUAAAUAGCCCCUGGUAUGAAGUAAAUUGCUCUUAGGAUGAAUGAUGAAAAUUAUUUGUACAAUAUCUCAUCUCAUCCAUAAAAAAUUAGAUCCAAUGGCUAAUAUUUGGUCUCUAGUUCUACACUAAGGAGAUGUUGUGCAAAUAAAGGGACUAUAUAUAUAUAUAUAUAUAUAAACGUUAAACUCAUUUUCUCCCCUUAGAUUUAAGUUUCUUCGCAAUCUCGGUCGUUGGAUCAGGAGGAUAGACGUUCUUGAUUAAAAUCAUAUUUAUCAUCCCGCGCUUCAUUAUUUGACCAAUUUGGUGCAUCAUGAGGGUGAAUUAGUCAUUCUCUGUAAUCAAAACCGCUGAAAACAUAUUGUGCGAAAUUUAAGCGGGAUCUCCCUACUACUUUCCAUCGACUCAAUACAACAUCCAUCAUCACUCGCAUUUACUCACAAUCUCUCUCCCGAAUCUCUCGCUUGACGCGUCUUCCCAAUUUCAAAAGCGUGCAAAAACCCUAGCCGCCGCCACUCAAAAUCGCGCCGUUUUCUCAGAAAUUCUCCCUGGGUUGCCUUGAUUUCCAAUAACCCUUCCUGGUUUGAAAAGAUUUCACUGCGCUACAACAACAGAUUUUAUAAUGACUAAAAGAGGAAGACCUUCCAAUUCACAAUAAUCCCAGAAAGAUGUUGAGGAUGAACAUAGAAGAUGCUGUGGAUGAUCUACUGCCGGUUGGAAUAGCCCAGACAUUCCGCGCACGAAUUACGGAAGCAUCAACCAGCUCCGCACAAAAUGACUGUGAUGACAAAAAGAACAAAGCCAGAAGGGACGACUAUUUAUACUGUCGACGUACACCUGCAGAGUUCUUGUCCUGCUUGAAGAGUCUUACGCCGCAGCAAAAGGAAGCUGUGGCCGAACUAGGAUUUCAAUCUAUCCUGUGUUUCGAUGCCAGGGAGAUUCCAGGCCAACUGGCCUAUUGGGUGCUAAGCGCGUUCAAUCUAGCUCGAUGCCAGAUUGGAUUGUCAGGAGGUGGAAACCUAGAUCUGGAUGAGGAAGACGUCCAUUUGACGUUAGGAUUUCCUCGUGGCCGAACACCUAUCUCACGGCCAAUGGAACAUCAUAGCAACUUCACCUUCAACGACAUGGUUGCUGCCCGAUGUGGGAAGGGGCGUUUUAAAAUGAUCCCAAAGGACAUUUCCCACCUGAUGAUGCAGGAGGUGAAUGGCAGCGACUUCUUCAAGAAGCUCUUCAUGUUCCUGUUGGAAAAUGCGUUGAUAGAGACCCCGUCUGACGGCCAUUGCAAACCGAAGAUUCUUAAUUUCAUAGAUGAUGUGGACGAAAUUAGGAACCUAAACUGGUGUGGUUACGUCCUGUCUGUGCUCGAGGCUACGUACCCUAGCUGGGCAACCCGCCAGAGUGUGAACUUUAGCGGUCCAAUCUACCUUUUGGUGGGGGCUUAUGUCGACCGUGUGGUUUAUUGCUGGAGAAGGGUGAUCCGUUCUUGGCCAACGAUCAAAGGUUGGACAACAGAGGCUUUGUAGCAAAGGGCUGACGUGGAGCACGGCCAGUACGGAACUGGCAGGCUGGAAGGAAGGGUCGAUAAGAAUAGCUGGCUGGAGGAAGAGGAACGAAGGAAGGAAGAAGUGGAUACCAUAGGAGAGCACGCAGCACCUGGCCGACGCAAAGCAUACGGCCUCAGAAAAAAGUUUGUUGCGUCGAGCGCCCUGAUGGCACGGGCAAUUUCUGCAUGGGUGGUUGACUUCAAUCAAAUCCCAGUGGAAUUGCUGGAUGACGAGUGCUUCCGUGUUGGAAGCCAGAUUGGGAAAAAAUUACUGGGAAUUGAGGAUCAAACUGUGGUGGCGGACGAGGAUAUUGUGACGAGGCUGACGCAGGCGAAGGACGAUGAGGAAGAAUACAGUCCUGAGUGGAUCGUUGAGUUAGAAAAAAUGAUGGCGGCAUAUGAUAAAAAAAAAGACAUUGAACAAGAGCACCACCAGGCCUUCUUUUGUCCUAGAUGGCUUCGAUUGCCCUGACCCUUUCGCCACACAACCAUCAAAUGGAGCUGGGGGGAGUGGUACUGGCGGCACAAAGCCGCCAAUUGCUGACAUUACACCGGAAGUCCCAAUCAUUGGGCAGCCGGGAGGUGAAGAUGUCGAAGGAGAUGUCGGCAUUCCCGAGCCGUUUGAUUACGAAAUCCCGGAUGUCAUGCACACUGGAGCAGGUGUUAAAGAACAACAGCUCCCGCCAUCAGACUUAGCGGUUGGCGGGGGAUUGCGGAGCACCGCUGAGGCACAGGUGAAUGCUUCCGUAGGAGAACCUGUCCGCGAUGCUUUUGAGGGAGGGGCAGACGCCGGCGUUGGCGGCCAAACAAAGAAAUGCAAGACAUCAACAACGGGUGUAAAGAUAGGAGCAUUGGGUCAGGAGGGUGGAGCUGUAAUGGACAAUGCCAAGGACGACAACACACAACCAAAAAGUAAGGGGGGCGCAACAAAGGGAAAGAAUGGGAAAGAGCCGCUGGCUCAUAAGAAUCGACCCCAGUGUAAGGGUAAGCGACCGGUUAUUGACGAGUCUAGAGCGGGUGUGAAUUUGAUGGAAAUGGUCAUGCCAACUGUGGUUUCGCACGACAAAGGAAAGGGAAAGGCGAUACAGAAGCAUGCUGGAGAUGUGGAGGAGACCGGGGCGGUGGCUAGAAUCAAAAAGGCAAGUCUGGCUGCAAGGUCGCCGUUCAAUGAGAGGGCUGUUAGACUUACAACCAAAGCCAACAUUGUGGACAGAGAGUUGUAUUAUUGGGUGCUAAGCACGGUAGCCACAAAGAAGGACAAUGUUGUCUACAAGGACAGCUUCAGGGAAACAUUGCAUGGGGAGUUCCAAUCAUGUGUUCCAUUCAACAGGAUCAGCCCUGCAAUUGUAGACACCUGGACUUCUUAUUUGAACAACAUGGAGCAGAUAAAAGCGUCAGAGACAGUGUCUAGGCUAUUCUUCUCCACGAGUCCUUGCAUGGAAACCGUUGUCGACGCUCGACGGAGUGGAAUGAGAAGCAACAACUAGAUACAUUCUGGACCAGACUGUUCGGAGAAGCGCUAGGAAUGAGAAACCUUCAAUGGGAGACAUAUGAUAUGUUGCUUUGUGCAUAGUUCGGCUGACACUGUGCAUUAUUUGCCUAGAAAAUACACAUUACGAUCUUUUUCCCAAUAUAGGGUGCAUCGCAGCAGUAUGUGGUAUGUUUUGAUUUGCCCGAUGGAAAAUUGAAUAUCAUAGACCACAGUUUGGCAGAACCGCACGCCUCCUUCGAAGCCAAGUACGGCAAGACACCUUCUUUUCUGAAAAAAUUCUUGGCUGAGGCACUCACGAGGUGCAAAGUUCCUAAAAUGGCAACCAGGUGCGAAAGUGCAGAACCCACAUGGUCACCAUGCCUUGGAGGAACAACAACUUCCUUAACGAGGCAGGUAUCUACGUCAUGCGGCACAUGGAAACCUAUUUUGGUGAAAGGGAGAAGGACUGGGAAUGUGGCCUUAAUGCAAGUGGAACUAAAAGUGUGGAGAUGUUCCGCAUCAAAUAUGCAAGGACCCUCCUGACGUGUGUUUACAACACUAGAGGUGGUGUCAACCAGAAGAAGGCAACGCGCUUUUGGAAAGAGAAGCCGGCGAAAUUCAACUUUGAAAUUGGGUCCACCUAUACGGUCUUGAGUGAUGUGUGGUAUGCAUUACACAAAUCGUGAUGGGACAAGUAAUGGCAGCGUUUGAGUAAACUCUUGAAUUUUAUGAUUAUCUUAUUUUUUGUGAAGUACAGUUAUUCGAACAUCUAUUAGUAUGAAUAUUGGG